AUGUUGUUUUUCAGUUUUUUCAAGACCUUGGUGGAUCAAGAGGUCACUGUUGAGCUCAAGAAUGAUAUGGAAAUAAGGGGAAUAUUGAAGUCGGUGGACCAAUACUUGAACUUGAAAUUGGAUGAUAUAACAUGCACAAAUUGUGAUAAAUAUCCUUACCUAGAUGCUGUUAAAAAUCUAUUCAUUAGAGGGUCUACUGUACGAUACGUGCAUAUGAACCCCAACUCAGUCGAUUGUACGUUACUACAAGAUGCAUCAAGAAGAGAGGCAAUGGUGCAAGCUUCGAAAUGA
Messenger RNA from Lodderomyces orthopsilosis Co 90-125, 291 nucleotides. RefSeq names its product Sm-like protein (gene SNP3). Lineage: Eukaryota; Fungi; Ascomycota; Pichiomycetes; Serinales; Debaryomycetaceae. Gene Ontology annotation, cellular component: catalytic step 2 spliceosome; U6 snRNP; Lsm1-7-Pat1 complex. Bases 1 to 291 code for a protein of 96 amino acids. The transcript has a single exon. Gene Ontology annotation, molecular function: RNA binding. The record is from RefSeq and is a predicted model, not a curated record. Gene Ontology annotation, biological process: mRNA splicing, via spliceosome.